Grus americana (Whooping crane) is the source of this 4739-nucleotide messenger RNA. RefSeq names its product interacts with SUPT6H, CTD assembly factor 1 (gene IWS1). The record is from RefSeq and is a predicted model, not a curated record. The transcript is spliced from 14 exons. Lineage: Eukaryota; Metazoa; Chordata; Aves; Gruiformes; Gruidae. The coding region runs from base 173 to 2365 and encodes 730 amino acids. Gene Ontology annotation, cellular component: nucleus. Gene Ontology annotation, biological process: poly(A)+ mRNA export from nucleus.
AUGCGCAGCUACCGGCCGUUCAGAGGGGAGGCGCCAUUUUGGGCCUGUGCGAGGCGGGCGGCGUCGGCGGCGCUUGGAAGCGGCGGACCCUAGCGGCGAGCGCUGCGCUGGGGGCUUCGCCCCGCCGCCAGCCCUCGGGGCCGAGGCGGGGAGGCGGGGCCGGCGGCUGGCCAUGGAGAGCGAGUACUACGGCGGGGAUCAGUCAGAUGAUGGUGGAGCUACUCCAGUGCAAGAUGAACGAGAUUCAGGAUCUGAUGUUGAAGAUGAAGGAAAUGAGCAGCAUUCUGGAUCUGAGAAUGGAAGCGUAGGGCGCCAUUCAGAGAAUGAACACAGUGAUGGAGAAGAUGAUGGGCAAAUGGGAGAGCCUCAUAUGACAGACUCUGAAAAUGAAGAUAUCCCAAGGCAAAAAGACAGUGACUCAGAUAAUGAGGAGCCUCCAAAUCACAAUGUAAGUGAUUCGGAAAAUGAAGCAGCUCAUGGAGGGAAAGACAGUGAUUCUGAUACUGAGGACCAUCCAAAUCGGCAUUUAAGUGACUCUGAAAAUGAAGAUGCCUUAAAUCAUCAAGCAAGUGACUCUGAAAAUGGAGAACCUCACAGGGAUCACAGUAGCGAUUUUGAAAAUGAGGAAUCACACAAGCAGCCGGCCAGCGACUCGGAGAGCGAGGAGCUCCACAAGCAGCCGGCCAGCGACUCGGAGAGCGAGGAGCUCCACAAGCAGCCGGCCAGCGACUCGGAGAGCGAGGAGCUCCACAAGCAGCCGGCCAGCGACUCGGAGAGCGAGGAGCUCCACAAGCAGCCGGCCAGCGACUCGGAGAGCGAGGAGCUCCACAAGCAGCCGGCCAGCGACUCGGAGAGCGAGGAAGUUUCUAGACACAAACAAGAAAUAGAGUCUGAGGACAGUGAUGGGGAGGACAGGAAGGAGGAGGUGCAGAAUGAUUCUCAUCAUUCAGAUAAUGAACGUGUAAGGGAAGGAUUUCAGGGCUCUGACAGUGAAGAGGAGGGUCCUAAGAGACGAAAAAUAUCAGACACUGAUGAAGAUGAGAAAGAGGAGGAGAAGACAGUGAAGAGGAAAACAGCUAUCCUUUCUGACAGUGAGGAUGAAAAUGAGAAAACACCUGCAAAAAAAGUACGAAUCCUUUCCGAUGUUGAGGAAUCAGACAGCGAUGCUGCUUCAGAGAAAUCUGACAAAAGGAAGAAAAAUAUUGUAUCAGAUAGUGAAGAAGAAGAAGAAGAAAGAAAAGAGAAUGCUGGGAAGAAAAAAGAAGAGAAGGAUCUGUUCGGCAGUGACAGUGAAUCUGGAAAUGAACAAGAGAACCUGAUUGCAGAUAUAUUUGGAGAAUCUGGUGAUGAGGAAGAAGAGGAGUUUACAGGUUUUAACCAGGAAGACUUGGAGGAAGAGAAAGGUGAUGCAGACAUGAAGGAGACAGCAGAUGAAUCAGACUCUGAUGAUAAUAUCAAAAGAGGGAAGCAUAUGGACUUCAUGUCAGACUUUGACAUGAUGCUGCAACGAAAGAAGAGUAUGAGUGGCAAGCGUAGACGAAACCGUGAUGGUGGAACUUUUAUUAGUGAUGCGGAUGAUGUGGUCAGUGCUAUGAUUGUGAAGAUGAAUGAAGCUGCUGAGGAGGAUCGACAGCUGAAUACACAAAAGAAACCAGCACUAAAGAAAUUAACUUUGCUACCAACUGUAGUUAUGCAUCUUAAAAAGCAGGACCUCAAAGAAACUUUCAUUGAUAGUGGUGUUAUGUCUGCUAUCAAAGAGUGGCUUUCUCCUCUUCCAGACCGAAGUCUGCCGGCAUUAAAGAUACGAGAGGAGCUUCUCAAGAUCCUGCAAGAGCUGCCCAGUGUGAGCCAAGAGACUCUGAAGCACAGUGGCAUUGGUCGAGCUGUGAUGUACCUUUACAAACACCCCAAAGAGUCGAGACCUAACAAGGAUAUGGCAGGGAAGCUAAUCAAUGAAUGGUCUCGACCCAUCUUUGGCCUUACCUCAAACUACAAAGGCAUGACCAGAGAAGAGAGGGAGCAGAGAGAUUUGGAACAGAUGCCUCAGCGAAGGAGAUUGAGCAGCUCUGGUGGUCAGACUCCCCGCAGGGACCUGGAGAAAGUGUUAACUGGAGAGGAAAAGGCUCUUAGACCCGGAGAUCCCGGGUUCUGUGCCCGUGCGAGGGUGCCAAUGCCCUCCAACAAGGACUAUGUGGUCAGGCCAAAGUGGAACGUGGAGAUGGAGUCCUCCAGGUUCCAGGGGACCUCUAAGAAAGGGGUGAGUCGACUGGACAAACAGAUGCGGAAAUUCACAGAUAUCAGGAAAAAAAGCAGAUCGGCCCAUGCAGUGAAAAUCAGCAUUGAGGGCAAUAAGAUGCCAUUGUGACCCUUCACAGAAUACCCCAUGAUCUCUGCUGUAAGACAAUACACCCAUAGACUUGUUGGAGACCUUUAAAUUUUUUAACAACUUGUUUGGGGUUUUUUUUAGUGAAUCUUUGAAUUGUUGGUUCAGGUUCUGGUAUAAGAUGUUGUCUGAGGACUGUGAAUAUGGGGACUUCUUUCUCCUGAUUGUAUUUAAACUUGCGCUAUUAUGUCCUUUGUACAGAUCACGUAUUUGUUGUAUUGCAACACUUUAGACAAUAAAACAUCUUCUGUUUUUUCGGGGGGCUGUCUGUUGAUUGCUGAAGAGAAUGUAUGUACAGACCACCUGGUAUGUGGAAAAGCUGCUAACUGUUAAUUUUCUGUUUACCAUUGUCCAUUUCCUCUUGACUCGGUGCUUUAUUAAUCAGUUGGUUUGACUUUGGAGAUCUACAUGUACAGGUUUUAGUUAGAAAUAUUGACCAUCUUCCACUCAAAGGAUUUCAUUUUUUCAUGAAAGCAUGAUGUGAAGUUCAAGAGACCAGCAGACCAACCACUAAAAAUUCCAGCGGCUUCCAGCUAAAAUACUUGACGUAAGACAGCAGUAUUUCACGACUACUGAUCCUCCGUGCAAACUGCAGAGCCUUCAACAGUGACUGCUACUGGAGAACAAAAAGCUGCAGCUGAAGGGUGUCUCUGUGAUGUGUGAUAGCAUAGAUGAUUUUUUUAAAUAAGCUAGACUUUGGAAUCAAGGUUAGCAAGAUUGCACAAGACGACUAUCAGAUUGCUGGACACUUCAUUUUUGGGUGCUUUAUGCAGCACUUAGAUGGGCUGUGUGGAGCCUUUGCUGUAGGGCUUGAUACCGCUGUGACUUCAUUUUGUAGAGUUGAAAGCUAUGUCAGUUUUCCUUUUUUGUUUGGCUUUGGUGUGUGGGCAGCUCAAAUGUGUGUGACUUUCUGAAAGGUUUAUGUUUCCAGCGAUAAGGAGCGGGGUCUCGUGGCUGCGUGAGGGGGUAAUGCUGCUAUUUCUUUGUCCCCGGUGCUAUAGAAAGCCAGCAGAGCAACAUUUUGUACCUCUGCUUCUUUACCUCUACCUCUGAAAACCGUUUUUGUCGUCUGAGCUUGCCUACGAGAAGAGGAGCCUCUCCUCACAUGGAUAACUGGCAGUUGGUGUUUCAGUAAGAAAGCUGCCUUCAUUCCAGGGGGGCACAGCCCAUUUCUGCAAUGUGUUCUGUAAUUCUGUCAGUUCUUUGGUGCUGGCUGGGUUAGGGGUGCUUAGUACCUCUGGCAUCUGCUGGCACCAGUAAUGGAGAGGAUGUAAGUAUGCGGGUGGUCAUGUUUGAAAUACGCUCCUGUGAGAGUGACAGUAAAAUGGAGCUGAAUGCUGGGAUGUGACCUUAAGCAAAAGCUGAAGGCAGGUGCCUGCGCUGGACGGAGCCUACUGAAGAGACGCUAGUGGCGAGAAUACUUCACCUGCUCUUGCCAGGUAUGCUUAUGGGACAGUGACUGACCUCAGGGGUGUGGCUUUAGUGUGCUCGGAGUUUCAAGGGUUUGGUUUCUUUCUCCCAUUUUUAAUUAAGCAUUUGUUGGAAGAUGGGGAAUUCCUUACUGCCACGUUGGCAGAUGCAACUGAGUGAAAAAAAAUGAGUGAAUGGCUAUUCAUAUACCUAGGUUCUGUUCAGUCCUAAAGGUCUGUGCCUUCUCUCCCAAUUUUUUUUUUUGUAGUUCUGUUUUAAAACCCUAAGAGAUGUUUCCUUAAAGUACUGACCCUGGUGGCCUUGUGCAGUCCUAGCAGCUUCUUGCCAUCAAAAUUAAUAGCUCAGCAUCACAUGGGCUCUGAAGCAAACAAAAAGGUGGUUUCUUCUGGAAUGGUGAUAAUGGACUUUUACAAGGCUUUGAACAAAGCUGAGGGAGACCCCCAGUCAUAAGCGUGAACACUGAUUGGUUUUUAAAUUAAAACUUCAUAACAAAUUGGAAGAAAGAUCACAAAAUCAAAACAACUUUUGACAUGAGUCACAAAGACUGCCUGUUUAUGCAAGAUGCCAGUGUAGGUACUCAAAAGGGACAAUUGGGGGAUAUUAGUCUGGCCCACAGAUACUUUAUUUCACUUGCAUUUUUGGCUUUGAGCACCACUUUCAGGUAUGUGAAACUUAAGCUGUGUGGGGAAAUGGACCUCUCCAAGGGAUGGGUAGGUGGACACAAUCCAUCUUUCUUUGGGGAUAAUAGAGAAGCUGUUUCUUCCUGUGGUGGUGUGUUUGCUUUUUCCCUGUCAAAUCUGUUCACAAACAUUUAAUGUCUGAAUUACUGGUUUUCAUCAACCUAGGGGAGAGAGAUUGUAUACAUGAGGUGGUGGGAGGUGUCUUCAGAAUAAAGAAAAAAGGGUUAUCUUUUUAGUGUGAAAAA